Molecule: messenger RNA, 381 nt
Organism: Haemonchus placei
Lineage: Eukaryota; Metazoa; Nematoda; Chromadorea; Rhabditida; Trichostrongylidae
Source: the annotation of a GenBank genome assembly
AUGAUCUGGUGGUGGUCGUACACUUCUGACGAUUAUCACCGUCGUCGUAGAUCAAUCGCGACCCAAUUGAUGGUUUUUACUGGUAAGCGGCACGUAGAUAACGUGUUCGAUUACCUUCUGUGUGACUUCACCAUUCUCAUCUUUAUCAACUUGUAGGAAAACCUGAUUGCCAUGUUCCUUUCCGACUGGGAUUAGCAUUCGCCCUCCUUUUGCUAGUUGGUCGAUGAGUGGUUGGGGUAUGGUUUCUGCAGCAGCUCCAACAUGUAUAGCGUCAUACUUGUGGUCCAUCUCAUACCCCCUACGUCCAUCACCCUCAACGAAGAGUACUCGCCCACUGUCAAGAAGAUCAGCAUGAUUCUUCCGAGUAUUUUUCUUAGCUAA